UGCAAUGUUAUUUAAAAUGGCAUAUUCUAUCUAAAACACCAACGUUUUAUUUUGACUUUACUGUCCUUUUAAUUGUGAGAAUAUAAAUAAUUUAGCAACAUUUCUUAAAGUUCCAUAUCUGAAUCAUGAACAUUUUAUUUUGAGUUGUCAUACCCCUUUAAAACCAGCAGACACAUAAGAGUUUAUAACUGAAAUAAAGUUAUAUGUAUGUUGUAUAAAGUUGUGUUUGGAUUGAACCAUCUCUACUGGAAGGCUCUUCCAGUAUACCCAUUGCCAGCCUCUGUGUAGCUGUUUCUAGUAUUCCCACAAUACUGCUUUCACUCCAUGUUUCUGUUUGAAAAUGAACAGGCAAAUCCAUCUGGCAGGAAAUGUGUUAAACAGAACCUUCCUGCACGCAGGCAUGGGACUUGCACAUACAGGGAAUAAACACAUAUGUAAAUAUAAUAUAGUUGGUGUGUAUUUAUGCUCGGAGAUCCCUCCUGUUUCCUGCUCUUAGACCAAAGGAAGCUGAUGGCUUUUCUAACUUUACAGCCCCUGAUUCACCUUACAUUUCCCAUUUUUUAAAUCCAAUGGCAGCUGGUUACUGAAGUCAGACACCGAUGGAAUAGGCUGGUCUCUAAUACCUGCAUCACAAUGAUGUGUUUGGCCCUGCAGGAUGUUCUGCUUACACUGGGCUCCGUCAUCGACAUCCCUCGCCUGCGGGAAGUUAUCAAAGAUGCCAUAGCAGCUGUACUGCCCAAAGUGGACAAUGCCUUUGUCUACCUGCUGGAAGCAGAUGGCCGUCUGAUGUGCCAAGACCCCCCUCAUGAGCUGCCUCAGGAAGGAAAACUCAGGGAUGCCGUUCUCCUGCAGAAGAGGAUAGAAUGCAGCGGGUUGACUUCAUCAGAGUUGCUGGGCCAGCAUCUCAGUAAACUGGCAGCUCCAUUACCUCCUGAUAAACAAGUGCUGAUCAACCCACUUCUAGAGCAGGAGACAGGGAGAGUGCUGUGUGUGUUACUGAUGCAUUGCAGUCCGCUGAGUGAUUCGGAUGAGCAGAACCUUCGCACUUUGGAGAAACAUAUUCUAGUUGCAUGUAGGCGGGUACUUGCCGUUCAGAAACUGCAGCCGUGGCCCCAAGUCAGGGCCCCUGUCCCUUCACAGAACUCACUACCAAAACCAGGAAAUAAGCAGAACGACAACUAUGAUGAACUCGACCGAAAAAUCCUUCAGCUGUGUGGUGAACUUUACGAUUUGGAUGCUGCAUCUCUCCAAAUUAAAGUUAUUCACUACCUUGAACAGCAGACACAGUCCCCCUGCUGCUGCCUCCUCCUGGUAUCAGAGGACAGUCACCAGCUAUUCUGUCAGGUUGUUGGAGAUAAAGUAUUAGAAGAGGAGAUAAGCUUUCCGCUGACAUUUGGACAUUUGGGACAAGUCGUAGAUAAGAAGAAAUCCAUCACUCUACAGGACAUUAGCUCAGAGGAGCACAAACAGCUCAAUAACAUGCUGGGGUUCGAAGUGCACUCCAUGCUGUGUGUCCCUGUCAUUAGUCGCGCUACUUCACAGGUGGUGGCCCUGGCCUGUGCUUUUAAUAAGCAGGGUGGAAACUACACAGAAGCCGAUGAACAUAAAAUCCAGCAUUGUUUUUGUUACACCUCCACGGUCCUCACCAGCACUCUGGCUUUCCAGAAAGAGCAGAAGUUAAAAUGUGAAUGUCAGGCUCUUCUACAAGUGGCCAAAAAUCUGUUCACACAUUUGGAUGAUGUUUCCGUACUGCUGCAAGAGAUCAUAACCGAAGCAAGAAAUCUAAGCAAUGCAGAAAUAUGCUCUGUUUUCCUGUUGGAGAGACACAGCCAUGAGCUUGUAGCCAAAGUGUUUGAUGGAGGUGUUGUUGAAGAUGAUAGCUAUGAGAUAAGGAUACCGGCAGACCAGGGAAUAGCUGGUCAUGUGGCUACAACAGGCCAGAUCCUGAAUAUUAAGGAUGCUUAUUCUCACCCUCUUUUUUACCGUGGGGUGGAUGACAGCACUGGCUUUAGGACCAGGAAUAUCUUGUGCUUUCCAAUUAAGAAUGAGAGCAACGAGGUCAUUGGUGUGGCGGAACUGGUCAACAAAAUUAAUGGACCUGGAUUCACCAAAUUUGAUGAAGACUUAGCUACAGCCUUUUCAAUCUACUGUGGGAUCAGCAUUGCCCAUUCGCUGCUCUACAAGCAGGUCAGAGAAGCUCAAUUCCGAAGUCACUUGGCCAACGAGAUGAUGAUGUAUCAUAUGAAGGUCAGUGAAGAAGAAUCACAGAAACUACAAAACAACGGUAUCCUGCCAGUGUCACAUAUUGAUCCCAAUUUUGCCAGUUUCACCUACACACCCAGAUCUCUCCCAGAAGAUGACACAACUGUGGGCAUCUUAAGUAUGUUUGAAGAUAUGGGCUUUGUCAAUAACUACAAGAUUGAUCGGCCAACCCUCGCCAGGUUCUGCCUUUUGGUGAAAAAGGGAUACCGCGACCCGCCAUAUCACAACUGGAUGCACGCCUUCUCUGUGUCACACUUCUGCUAUCUCCUUUACAAGAACCUGGAGCUUAUCAAUUACCUGGAAGACAUUGAGAUCCUCGCCCUAUUUGUGUCCUGUAUGUGCCAUGAUCUAGAUCACAGAGGAACCAAUAAUUCUUUCCAGGUGGCUUCUAAAUCUGUAUUAGCUGGUUUGUACAGCUCGGAAGGCUCUGUGAUGGAGAGACAUCAUUUUGCUCAGGCAAUCGCUAUCUUAAACUCCCAUGGAUGUAACAUUUUUGAGCAGUUCUCAAGGAAGGAUUACCAAAGGAUGCUGGAUUUGAUGCGAGAAAUUAUUCUGGCCACUGACCUUGCACAUCACCUGCGCAUCUUUAAAGAUCUUCAGAAAAUGGCAGAUGAUGGGUAUAAUCCCAAAAACAAACACCAUCACAGUCUAUUGUUAUGUCUUCUUAUGACCUCGUGUGACCUCUCAGACCAAACCAAAGGCUGGAAAACUACAAGGAAGAUAGCGGAACUUAUCUACAAAGAGUUCUUCUCUCAGGGAGACCUAGAAAAAGCCAUGGGGAACAGACCGAGUGAGAUGAUGGACAGAGAGAAGGCGUAUAUCCCCGAGCUGCAGAUAAGUUUUAUGGAACACAUCGCCAUGCCUAUUUACAAGUUGCUAAAAGAGCUUUUCCCUUGUUCUGCUGAGCUCUACGAAAGGGUUGCAGUCAACAGAGAAAAGUGGAUGAGGGUGUCUCACAAAUUCACCAUCAGGGGGCUGCCAAGCAAUAACUCCCUGGACUUUUUGGAUGAAGAAUAUGACAUACAGGAGUCUAUGGAAGAUGAAGUCAAAAUAAAUGGCUGUCUGGACAGUAAUGAACACAGAGAAUCAGUCAAUGCAGAGUAACAUCAGAUGAGGAGAAGGAACAUUUUCACACUCUGUCUUUUUUUAGCCUCAGUCAGAGGAUUGGUUGUGUAGGAUCAAUUCUCAAGGUGUUUGCCUCGUUCUUUAUGUCACUUCCAACGAUGAUGUGGGAAAACACACAAACACUUUGUAACAAGAUGAAAAAUUGGGUUUCAUGUCUGACUAAUGAGAAUGAUCCACACUGGAAACUCUCAAUUUGCCUCAACCGGUGCCCCAAGCACCGAACACUCAGAAGUGGAACAUUCAAAUAGGUUCAGACACUCACCGUGGGCUUUUGGAACCUUAGCACUGGAUGUAAUAUGUAUCUGCAUCUAUGGAGGAAUCCAGCUUCUACUUUUAUGUUUAAGCUUCACAUAUUUUGUUUUAUGAUUGAUAAUUAAUAUUUAAAUGACUUAAAUCAGUGCCCCAUACUACUGAAACACAUGUUUAAGACUCUGGAUUCAAAAUGGCACCAUGAUUAUUUUUAGGAAUCAUGGGUAAGACGGACAAAGGGUGGAUAUGACAUUAAUUCUACUAACUUAUAUUAUAGCACCGAUUGCCUGAGAUCAUUGUUAUUUUUUCAAACAAUGAGAACCAUUUCCUAAGCCUUACCUUAGGGUUUCCUGAUUAUGAAAUUGUGGUACUUCCUGGUAACAGCAUUAUAUAUCAUAAAUUGUUUUAUCCAUAGUAUUUAAUAUAACUUUUCUACAUCACUAUCCCUUCAAAGUUUCAGCAGUAAAUAUCAAGACUCGAUUGUUAAGUCGGUAAUUCUGAAUUUUGGAUGUGUGGCUGGUUUGAGUUCGAAAGUUCAAUAUUCUUGGGUCCAGGAAAAAUAUGGGAAAAGAUUUCAAGUAUUAAAUCCAUUUUAUUUGCUGGCUAGAAGUAUAAAGAUGUCUCCUGUGGAGAUCACUAGCAUAAAUGUCUCAUAAGAAACAUUAAAAAGAAAAACAGCCUUUGUUGUGAAGUCAUGCAUUUGAUCAGUGAUGUAACUGAUUACAUCAUUUAUCAUUUAAUAUACUGCAUCAUCUGUGAUGUCUUUGCUGGAUAUAAUUAUAUUAGCAAAGCCCAGAAAGAGUGAAAUUCCAUGUCCACUAAAUGUAAAACAUACAAUUUGCUAGUUUCUUUUGGCAUUUGAGCAAGAACAUUUUAACAAAUAUUUGUUGAAGAAUAAAAUCUAUAUAUUUUACCAUGCUACUAUGUAUUGUUAAAACCAUUUUUGUUCUUUCCAUCAGCCCUCGUAUCAGAUUUAGCCAACUUUAUACCACAUGGCAAUAUCUUUUUGGAGGAAUAAAGCCGCUCUUUGUUUUAAUAUACUCUAAAAUAGUGUCCCAACACCUUUAAUAAAAUCAUAUUGCUAUUAUAUAGAUUCUCUUUGGAAUAUGUUAAUAUUUAUUUAAUAUGGAGACUACUGCUCCAGGGUAACUAUAAACUCAAGAGCUAUUGAUCCAGACCACUAAUACUUUUUUUUUUUUGGCUGGAGAAUAAACACUAUUGUUUAGUGCUACAAAUUCACAAUCAAGAAACCCUCGGACUAACAUUUCUGAUUGAGGCUUAUAGAAAUAAAACUGUUAGAAAUUGUUAGAAACCAGUAGAGACAUUCUGCAAAAAAUUAAGACUGUGGUCUUAGUCCAAACAGCAGCAAAUUAAUGACAUCAGAUUUUUUAUUAAUUAAGGAAAUAACCUAGAUAAUUAAUUGAUUAAUUAAUUAACAUAAUUUAGCAAGAAAUAAUCUUGUGGCAAGAAUUUUCUCUUGUGUCAGUUUGUAUGUGAAAUAUCCUUGUGUUUCUCAAAUUGGGAAUUGGUUUAUCUGGCACUUAGAUGAGCAUCUUGUUAGAAUUGCAAAAUUUAAAUUGUUUUCAUCUCUAUUAUCAACAGAAAUCUUGUGAAUUCUAAUGUAUCCUCCGAUCACUAAUGCAAAAUACUUUUAUGUACUAAAGCCAAAUGAUACUACCUGAGAUUGUCUGUGAAUGGACAGUUUGGGUGUUUGUAUAGUCUGACAUAGAAGACUUUGUCAUAUACUGUAUUUUGUGAUUUAUUUACAGAUUUUCAUUUUUAAUUUAAAUGCUGACUUAAGGUUUUAUUUUGAUCAUCUAUGAUUUCUUUUUCAUGAUGUAAGAACCUGGCAGCCAUUUUUAAAGCAACACAUUUGGAUCUCUGUGAAUGCUCCUACAUUGCUAUGAAUUAAAAAGCAAGAAUUAAUUUAUUAAAGGGCUACCAAAUAAUAA
Bombina bombina (fire-bellied toad) is the source of this 5588-nucleotide messenger RNA. RefSeq names its product phosphodiesterase 2A (gene PDE2A). Bases 634 to 3366 code for a protein of 910 amino acids. Gene Ontology annotation, cellular component: mitochondrial matrix; synaptic membrane; mitochondrial inner membrane. Gene Ontology annotation, molecular function: protein homodimerization activity; 3',5'-cGMP-stimulated cyclic-nucleotide phosphodiesterase activity; 3',5'-cyclic-GMP phosphodiesterase activity. Gene Ontology annotation, biological process: positive regulation of gene expression; regulation of mitochondrion organization; negative regulation of receptor guanylyl cyclase signaling pathway. NCBI's taxonomy places the organism in Eukaryota, Metazoa, Chordata, Amphibia, Anura, Bombinatoridae. The record is from RefSeq and is a predicted model, not a curated record. The transcript is spliced from 30 exons.